This is a messenger RNA of Closterium sp. Naga37s-1, 2820 nucleotides long. The record is from the annotation of a GenBank genome assembly. Lineage: Eukaryota; Viridiplantae; Streptophyta; Zygnematophyceae; Desmidiales; Closteriaceae.
AUGCCUCGCCCCUAUUGGGUUGGAUGCGUGUUCAUGUGUUGCCUUGUUGUUGCCGUGUUGCCGUGCCGUGUUCCCUUGUGCCUGAGCAGUGCAGCAGGAGGAGUGGGAGUGGGCAGCACAGACUCGCUUUCAGCUUAUGAGAAUCAGUUUACCACUGACAGGACUCUUGCUGCUGCCGGGCUGAUUCGUUUGGAGCGCAUGCUUAAGACGAGGAUAGCUACAGUGGAGGCGAUGCUGAAGAGCUUACAGCAUGAGAGGGAGGGAAUGGGAGAAGGGAGGGAGGUAUCUGAGGAAAAGGAGGAGGGAGAAGGGGAGAGGGAGGGGAGAGGUGGGAAGGAGGAUGAGGAGGAUGACUUACCAUCGUGGGUGGAUACAGCUGGCGCUGCCGCUGCUGCCGGUGCUGCUAGUGGGAGCAGGGCCAGCAGCGUGGGGGGAAGUGAAGCAGGGAGAGAGUUGGUGGUGGAAGGGGACGAGUGGGAUGAAUCAAGAGCAAAGGUUGAGGGAGGCAAGGCGGCUGAGAGUGGACAGGUGCCCACCACCACCCAACUCAACCCCUCCCACAACAUCCCCUCCUUCCCUCCUCGCUCACCCACCACUACCCUCCCUCCCCACCUCUCCCUACUCCUCACUCGCCUCACUCCCUCCCACCUACCCCCCAUCUGUCGCACAGACCCGACAACCCACUCCCCCUCCCCCAUCUCCGCCUCUCUCUUCCCCCCUCCCCCCCGCCUCAUUCCCUGGAACCCCCACCCCCACCGCUACCUGCUUGCUACUUGCACUCACGGUCGCACCUCCAACCACCUGCUCUGCAUACGACGCCUUCAUCUUUCUCCCAUCUCCGUCUCUCCCCUCACGUCCCACCCCUGCCGCUACCUGCUUGCCACGUGCACGCAUGGCCGCACCUCCAACCACCUGCUCUGCAAGGUGGGUAGACCGUACCUGGCAUUCGCAGCGCUGCUCAACCGCUCCCUUCUGCUGCCAGUUGUGCCUCCCACCUCUGCUGCUGCUUCUUUUUCUCAGCACAAGGGGGCAUCCACCUCGCCGCACUCACUCCCUGACACAUCUGUCAGUGGCUUACCCCUCUCGAGAGUGCAGAGCCACACUCGCAGGCGGCUUGUGGGUGGAAAGAGAAGGGAGGAGGAAGAGGAAAGACACAACACAUGCACACGCAGACGGCUCCUGUUAGCAAACACACGCAUGCGCAGGCGGCUUAUGGGCGGAGAGAGAAGGGACACGGAUGGGGGGGGAGAGAGAGGCGAGAGAGAUGUGGUGGAGGAGGGAGAGGCGGGAGGGCAAGGAGGGGAACAGAGACUGUUGCAUGAGGGAGACACGAGCGAGAGCCAUGGUCUUCUUGCUGCUAAUAUGCCCAGUAGGAGGGCACUUGGCGCAUCAGGUGUAUCAGGAGCGUCAGGUGUAUCAUCAGGUGUUUUACCAGGUGCAGCGCCAGAGUGGAUGGACCUGGGAGUGGCUCUGGACGUGGCAGCCCUGCAGCAGUGUGUGGGGCGGGGGCGAGUGCUCACUGUGGACGCAUACCUCAGAGGCGAGGGGGUUGGGAGCGCCAGUGACAGCAACAGUGCUACUGGUGGUGCCAGUGGUAGUGGUGGUAACACUAACAAUGGUGACACUAACGGUGCUGCUGCUGCUGCUGCUGCUGCUAGUGAAGCCAAUAUAAACGACCCAGCACAUCUUGCCCGAAUCUGUGCCGCAGCCCCCAUACCUGCCGCCUCUGUGUCUCUCCGCCAGUUCCUCUCCUUCUUUGGCCCUCGCACGGAACAAGUCAUUGGGCUGGGAGACUUGUUUGAGAUCACAGGGAAGGUGGAUGUGGGGGAGGAGGGGGAGGUGGGUGUGGGAGAGGUGGAUGUGGGGGAGGUGGAUGUGGGGGAGGUGGAUGUGGGGGAGGUGGAUGUGGGGGAGGUGACGGAGGAAGCCGGGAAGAUGGGGGAGAUGGGGGGGGAGAUGGGGAAGAUGGGGAAGGAGAUGGGGGAGGUGGGAAAGAUGGGGAAGGAGAUGGGGGAGGUGGGAAAGAUGGGGGAAGAUCUGAGGGGAGUGGACAGAUUGCGUGCAGAUUUGUUGAUCGAAGGUCACGCGAGUUCAGACGGUCUGCCUGGUCUCUACGAUGGUCUCAACGGUGCCGUCCCCAUCCUGCCGCCCUGCCGCCUCGCCAUGCGUCCGCACCCCGCCGCCCUCUCCGCCGCCCACGCGUUCGCGCGGCGUGUGCUCGGCACACGCUUCGCCGCCCUGCAUCUGCGAAGGACGGAUUUUGCGACGCACUGCUUGAAGCCGGGGUUCCGGUGCUGGUUACCGCUGUCUCAGAUCGCUGGAUGCGUGGCUGAUCGGAUCAAUGCCCUCAAUGCUGCUGCUGGUGCUGCUGGAGGGAAGGAGGGGGUAGGGCCAGGUGGGAUGGAGCAGCAGCAGCAACAACAACAACAUCAGCAGCACGACCAGCCCGUGCGGACACUCUUCGUCGCCACAGACACCACCGACCAGGAGCUCCGCUGGUUCGCCCAGAUGCUCAAAUCCCUAGUGUGGGGCGAGAUAGCCGUUAUCCAGUACCCUCGUGUCAAGUCAGCGGUGCCAGGAGCAGCAGAGCUGCAGGCAGCGGGCAUGAUAGGCCACAGCAGCACGAGGAGCACGGUGGAGAAGAUGGUGUGUGUGCAUGCUCUCGUGUUCUGGGGCACCCCGCGGUCGACAUUCAGCAAGGAUGUGAUGCGCAUGAGGGGGGCGCUGGGGGUGGCGCAUUGCGGGGAUGACUGGGUGUGUGGGGGGGAGGAGCCGGAGGAUGUGGGGGUGAGGGAAAUCAGCAAGAGGAUGAAUGCAUGA